Leptopilina heterotoma is the source of this 2412-nucleotide messenger RNA. RefSeq lists its product as uncharacterized. Lineage: Eukaryota; Metazoa; Arthropoda; Insecta; Hymenoptera; Figitidae. The transcript is spliced from 4 exons. The record is from RefSeq and is a predicted model, not a curated record. Bases 1428 to 2078 code for a protein of 216 amino acids.
CAAUUCGUAAAAAUGGCGAUUCGCAAAAAUGACAAUUCGCAUAAAUGACAUUUCUUAAAAGUGAAAUUUCGCAAAAAUGACAAUUCGCAAAAAUAGCUUUUCGCAAUGUUACAUUCCGAGCAGAAGGCGAGGUUAUUAGGUUAGGUUAUAGAAUUUUGGAGGAAUGGUAGGCUGAUUAUGGUCAAGUUGGUAAAGCUUGACCUUUAUUUUUUAAGUAGGAUCGUUUGUACUUGUCAAAACUACGGGUUUUGAGUUACAACAACACAAAUAUUCCCUUUUUAUAAUUUAUUUAAAUAUUAAAUAGUAUGAUUACAAUAAUUAUACAAUUGUUACUUACUUUUAAUUACAGGUUUAUUCGUAGAUUUCAAUAAUAGCGCAGGUCGUUAUAAGUUUGGUUUUCAACAGUUGUUUCAAUUGAAUGAAACUUAGAAAGUUUGUUAUGUUACACUUAUGUAACUUUCACAACUUAUUAAUGUUUUUGCGUUUGUUUCAAGAGUUAAAUACCGUUUCUAAGUGUUACUUAUCGUCACUUGCACCUAUUUAAGGAAAGAAACUUGUUUCUAAGUGUGAGAAAAGCAACUUGCACAAUAAUUGAGUACAAUUCGGUCUGCAAUUGCCAAUUAGAGAAAGAAUUGGUGAAAAACUACAAUUAAUGAAACUUGACACGCAAAAUACGACAGUUAAUUCAUUUAAAUAAUUGAUUCUAAGUGUCAAAUUGUUUUUCUUGCACCUUUUACGGAAAGAAACUUGUUUCUAAGUGAAAAACAAAAUUGACUUGCACAAAAACCGAGUACAACUCGAACUGCAGUUGCCGAUUAGAGAAAGAAUACAAAUUUUAAUGAAAAACUGAAGGGUCGCUCUACAAUGACUAUUCAAAUGAUCUAAAUAUCUACCUCAAUUAUGGAAAAAGUGAAGCUAGAGUUACAAGAAGUGAUUCACAGAACUCGGGUUGCGUAAUGAGGUCAUAGCGGCCGAGUGCGAGCUUGCGUGAGUCACUCCUUGACUCAACGCAUUGUUUCUUAUUUUUGUCAAUUUCUAUCUCUGGUUUUGUUUUUUAAUCAUUAUUCUAAUAUGUAGGACGAAGUAUAGAAUUUCAGUUAUAACUUCUAUCUCAAUUUCUGAAUAUUAAAUGCUUUUAACGUGAUUAUUAUAUGUUAUAAAAAUAGUUACAUCGCAGUUACAUAAACAGUUUCUUAAAAAUGUACCUGGGAUGUAACAGUCCUCCCUCCUUACUUUUUUCAUCGUCUCGAUGAAAUUCUAUUCUUAUCGUUUAAAUACCCAUGUCGCGACUAUAAAAUUCUGAAAUUGAGACUGUCUUUUAUCACCUAGAAAUUAUAAUUUUCAUACAGUGUUCGCAGUGACAUCAAUAUCCUUCCGCUCUUAUUACAUUCGGCGGCGCCUAGAUAAGAAUGUGAAGUGAUAAUUUUAUGUGUUUGUUGUGUAAUGAUAUGUGUUGUUUGUGUUUUCUUUAUCAUCUUCUUAAGGUAGGUAUGGAUUUCGUUUUUCUCAGGGUGGUCGUUGACUCUUUGUUUCUCGUAGUGGUGAUUAAAAUUGUCAUCCUCAGCAUUUUGCAUCCCUAUAAAGGAUGGUGGCACCUAGGACAUCUUCAGUAUUUGGCUGACUUCUUGAGAUACAGAGUAGACACGACGUUGAAUAAAAUGUCUGGUGAAGAAAAUUGCAGCAUAAAUUUGGAGAAAUUUUUAAAAUCCAUUCAAGUUUUGGCAGCUGCGGUCCAUUAUUCGUUGUUGGAAAUAGAUUGCUUCGAAUCGAUGGGACGUCCAGGCCGUCCAAAAAGAGAUACUCAUCCGGGGUUUAAAGUGGACAAAAAGAUACGAAUUGCAGAGCUGCAUCGUUUGAGGAAAGAAGUUCAGGAGGAUUCAGCACAAUUAACUUCGAUGCUGAAUUUAGUACUUCGGCCUGAUCGUCCAAGUCAUUGCUAUUGCGGAGGAUGUCAGGCUUCACCUAUCCUCAUUAAAAAGGAAUUGAAAUUAACAGAGCAAUCUGAACCCAAAAAACAGCUGACACUAUGGUGUGGGUCAAUGAUAUGCAGAAAUUCAUAUCUGCGCCUGAAAUUGUGACUAAUGAUGAUCACUUCUGGAGGACCCUUUGAAACUGAAUCCAUUGAUUAGCACGUCACUUCAACAGCAGCCGGGCCCCUCGUUCCAACCACAACCUGGUCAUUCGUGGUACGUUGAACCAGAAGAUAUGAAAGUGUCUUUAGAUGAAGAUCCUUUAAAACUGAAGUUGUGUAUGUGCGGAACAUGUUUAUAAAGUUCCUCUUUUUUUUUCAUUAUUAUAGUGUAAGGAUGUGAGUGUGUUACAAAUUAAAAUGUGUGUUAUUUUAAAAUUUCUUCUUUUCUUUGUAGAAUGAAUGUGUGUGUGAUAAUUUGAAUAAACAAUUGAUUUUUAUUA